AUGGCUCUCCUCUCUCCAUCCUUCAUAUUUUCUACCUUCUUUUAUUCCAUCCUUUUCUCCUCUUCUGUUUUUGCUGGUAACAAUACCCAAAAAGGCAUCCAAGAACACUUCUCUGCGUUGCUCCAUCUCAAGCAUGGCUUCAAUUUCUCUGAAAAAGCCUCCACUAACCUCUCCUCAUGGGAUUUAAACGAUACAGAUUGCUGCGUUUGGGGAGGCAUUGGUUGCGAUGGAGACAAUAGUCAUGUGAUCAGCAUCGACCUCAGCAACCGUCGGAUCUCAGGUCGGAUUGAUUUUGAAAGCCUUUUUCGUCUUCAGAGCCUGCAGAGUCUCAACCUUGCUAGCAAUUACUUUAAUCCCUCUCCAUUCUCUCCUGGGUUUAACCAAAACCUCUCGAGUCUGAGAGAACUGUCUCUCGACUGGAUAAACAUCUCAAUGCAGGGUAGUGAGUGGGUCCAGGCCUUAUUCUUGUCAGUCCCUCAUCUCCGCGACUUGAGCUUACGUUAUUGUGGUCUUUCAGGCCCCAUCCAUUCUUCCCUUUCCAAACUCCAUUUUUUAAAAUCUAAACUAGACCUCAGUAACAACAAUCUGUCAGGAUCAUUACCAUCAUUCCUUGUGAACCUGAGCAAACUAGAGUACUUGGAUCUUUCAUUCAAUAGUUUCAGCGGCCCAAUUCCUUCUUCCUAUGGAAACGAGUUUCGUAACAAGCUGGGUGGUGGGCUUGAUGUUAUACACAAUGCCUCUUCUUCACAGCUGGAGUACAUUUAUUUGGGUAACAACUACUUACAGGGAAUGGUGAGCUUUAUCUUUAAACUUGUGAAGCUUUCUUCCAUUUCCCUUCCUUUCAACAAUUUCAGUGGUGUUGUGGAGGUUGGUUCAUUUCAAACGCUCAAGAGCCUCUUCUCUCUAUCUUUCCGAUAA
Molecule: messenger RNA, 918 nt
Organism: Magnolia sinica
Lineage: Eukaryota; Viridiplantae; Streptophyta; Magnoliopsida; Magnoliales; Magnoliaceae
Product: receptor-like protein 48
Exons: 2
Coding region: 1-918 (305 amino acids)
Molecular function (GO): protein binding
Source: RefSeq, a predicted model, not a curated record